AUGGCCACCAGCUCCACUUGUUGCCACACCCAGGAGAACCUCUUAGCAUAUUGUCCAACUCCUGCUUUAGGGACGCUGCUGGCACAGGACACCGAGGACACCCUGAGAUGCCCCAGGACCAGGGACGCGUGGAAGCGGCGCCCGGCCACCAAGCUCGUGUUCUCCUCCUCGCUGCUGCGCGUCCACCGGCCCUGGCUCAGCCCGCACCUCGAGGCCGUCCUGCCGCCCUCGCUGCUCCUCUCGGACGACCACGAGGAGCAGAACAAGCUGCUGGGCGUGCGCUGCCUGCACCACAUCGUGCUGCACGUGCCGGCCGCCGAGCUGCGCCAGUACAACAGGGCGCAGGUCGUGUACCAUGCCCUCUACAACCACCUCUACUCGCGAGAGGCGCCGCUCAUUGAGGCGGUGCUGCUGUGCCUGCUGGACCUGCUGCCCGUGCUGGAGGGAGCCCGGCAGCCCCAGAGGGAGCCGUGGGCGCCGGCCCCCUGCGACGAGGUGCUGCGCCUGCUGCUCACGCACAUGGAGGCUGAGCACCGGCUGCCGCUGCGGCGCGUCUGCGCGCGCGCCCUGCCCGCCUUCGUGCAGAGGCUCGGCAUCCACAUAAGCCGCCACCUCCAGAGGCUCGAGCGGGUUGUCCUGGGCUACCUGGAGGUCUCCGAUGGCCCCGGCGAGGAGGCCCGGCUGGCGGCCCUGGAGACGCUGCGCUGCGCCAUAGAGCACGCCUGGCCCAGAAUGCCCUGCAGGCUCCCCACGCUCCUCAAGGCGCUGCUGAGGCUGCUCUGGGACGUGCACACGGAGCAAGGGCCGACGCCGGAGCCCGUGAAAGCCGCCUUGCUGCAGGCAGCCACCGACUGCCUCGUGCUGCUGGACCGGUGCUCUGAGGGGCAAGUGAAGGUGCUGCUGGAAGGGGUGUACAAGAGCUGUGAGGAAGGCCGCGUCCGGGAGUGCAUCAGGAAAGUGCGAGAGACGCCGUGAGGAGGGGCUGCUCC
Messenger RNA from Nothoprocta perdicaria, 989 nucleotides. RefSeq names its product TELO2 interacting protein 2 (gene TTI2). Lineage: Eukaryota; Metazoa; Chordata; Aves; Tinamiformes; Tinamidae. The coding region runs from base 1 to 975 and encodes 324 amino acids. The record is from RefSeq and is a predicted model, not a curated record. Gene Ontology annotation, cellular component: cytosol; nucleoplasm; centrosome. The transcript has 7 exons.